AUGGCAAUCCUACACCCCACGGCAAAUACCACCGACAGGACAGAGCUUGUACCCUCCCAUGAAGGUCCUAAUGUCUUCCCCAACUGCUCAUUGUUUAGUAAGUUGCUUAGACACGCACGGAGGAAUCGACUUGCGAUCCGAGAUGUCAAUCUCAGCCUGGAGAAGACUUAUGGAGAUAUCUUAUCUGAUGCACUCACGCUACGAUCAUUCAUCGCGACCGCCCUAGGAAGUGAGAUCAUAUUGAAGAUUGAGCAAGGCGAAGAGGUCUUCAUUGGAAUCCUCGCCGCAGGAGGUUACGAAUUUUCCGUCGCAGUAUUAGCAGUGUUAGCACUAGGGGCCGCAUUCGUUCCCAUGACAGUGUCAGUGCCCGUGAAGGAGGCAUCAUACUUCGUCACCAAGUCACGACAGCCACUGAUUCUAGUUUCGUCCGAGGUGGUCGAGUUGGGCAAGUCAAUCACUAGCUUUGUCUCGCAACGGGGACAUCCAGUUUCGACAUUGGAAAUACUACCACAUCUACCUCCCACACCUACCUAUGAACCUCUACAAAUAGUCCUAUCGGCAAAUCGUCGGCUUGAUGAUAAUCGAGCGGGACUCGUGAUCUUCACAUCUGGAACGACCGGUCGCCCAAAGGGGGCUGUAAUGCGACGGGCAUACUGCCACGAAGCCGCCUUAGCUAUUGGUGAAGGUUACGAUUUAGACCACCACGAUGUUCUCCUCCAUAUCGUUCCCGUCCACCACACCACUGGCCUUGGGACUUCAUUUUUUCCGUUCUUGGUCGCAGGUGCAUGCAUUGAAUUUAAGAGGGGGAGCUUCGAUCCGGCAUGGAUAUGGAAUCGAUGGCUAACAGGCGGCUUCACCACCUUUUCAGCUGUACCGACCAUAUUCCUUCGACUCAAGUGGUAUUUUGAACGAGAGCUUGCCCCAAAGCUCUCGGCGGACGAUCUGAAUCGUUUCGUUCAGGCUGCCAAUCAGUUUCGCGCAUUCAUGUGUGGUUCCAGCGCCUUACCACAGCCUGUACAAGAUUUCUGGACGGAUAUCCGCGGAGGACGACCGAUCUUAACAAGAUAUGGCGCUACAGAAUUUCCAGGUUGCCUUAAAGUCCCUGCUGAGUGCGGACCAGUGCCCGAGGGUUGCGUCGGCCUCCCAGUACCGGGCGUCGAGCUGAAAUUGUCGGACGGAGACCACGGUGAGCUCCUUGUGCGCUCACCAUAUAUGUUUGCAAAAUACCUUUAUGACGAUGCCGCAACGCUGGCCGCGCACGACGAAGAAGGAUACUUUAAGACCGGCGAUAUCGUGCGCCGCAAUGGCCCAUUCUAUUUCAUUGAAGGACGCGCUAGCGUCGACAUUCUCAAGUCUGGCGGCUACAAGAUCUCCGCGCUGGAUCUCGAGCGCGUUGCCUUGGGACUUCCCUAUGUAAACGAAGUGGCUAUCGUUGGGGUCGAAGACGAGGAAUUCGGACAACGUGUCGGCGCCAUCCUCACAUUAAAACCGAAUUCUCUUCCUGGUAACGAUUUAAAGUUGGAGAAGUUGAGGCAGGAUAUGCGUAAGGAGCUUGCGAGCUAUAAAUUACCGACACUACUAAGAGUGUUCGGCACUGGAGAACUGCCGAAAGGAGGAACGGGGAAGGUGCAGAAGAAAAUCCUCGGUCCGGAGCUGUUCCCAAGUAACUGGCGUGAAAUCAGAGAGGUGCAGAGGUGGGAGCGAGCAAAGGAUAAAGGACCGGUGGAACAGGGUGGGCAUCUGAUCGCGAGGCUAUGA
This is a messenger RNA of Exophiala bonariae, 1758 nucleotides long. RefSeq lists its product as uncharacterized. Gene Ontology annotation, biological process: fatty acid metabolic process. The record is from RefSeq and is a predicted model, not a curated record. Bases 1 to 1758 code for a protein of 585 amino acids. The transcript has 2 exons. NCBI's taxonomy places the organism in Eukaryota, Fungi, Ascomycota, Eurotiomycetes, Chaetothyriales, Herpotrichiellaceae. Gene Ontology annotation, molecular function: medium-chain fatty acid-CoA ligase activity.